AUGGGUGAUUUUCCUCUUAGUAGAGUUUCGAAAGUUAAACCGUUUAGUUGUGUUGGGGUAGACUUUGGUGGUCCUUUCACCAUUACUGCGUCUCGGGUGAGAGGUGUCAAGCUCCUCAAAUCUUAUUUAAGUCUUUUUGUUUGUUUUGCCACUAAGGCCAUUCACGUGGAGAUCGUCUCGGAUCUUUCAACGGAUGCAUUCAUCGCCGGUUUACGKCGAUUUAUUGCUCGUCGCGGUAGAUGUGAUCGUAUAUUUAGCGAUAAUGGUACCAACUUCGUGGGUGCCAAUCGAGAACUUUGUCGUCUCAUGCGAUUUGCCGUGGACAGUCAGUCUAUCGAGUGGUCGUUUAAUCCGCCUUCUGCGCCCCACUUUGGGGGCUUAUGGGAGAGCGGCAUCAAAUCGGUUAAAACGCAUAUUGCUCGAGUUGUUGGAUCGCAAGUUUUAACGUUUGAGYAGUUGUAUACUCUCGUGGUUCAAAUUGAAGCUUUGUUAAAUUCUCGACCACUGUGCCCUUUGAGCAAUGAUCCGAAUGAUUUGCGGUCAUUAACACCCGGUCAUUUUUUAACUCUUGAACCUCUGACUGCCCCUCCGAACCCAGAUUUAACACAUUUGAAAAUUUCCAAUUUGUCGCGAUGGCAAUUAGUYCAACGAAUGCAACAAGAGUUUUGGAAACGCUGGCACAAUGAGUACCUACACACCCUGUACCAGCGCAGAAAAUGGGCAGUUGCACCUCUGUCUUUGGUGGAUAUAGGCUCUUUGGUCCUCUUAAAGGACGAACUGUCCCCUCCUUUGCAAUGGAAGAUGGGACGCAUUGAAUCAAUUCAUCCGGGUCCGGACGGUCACGUGCGCGUCGCUACUAUUCUUGCAAAUCGUACGCAAGAAUUUGAACAGGGGUCGCCGGUCUUUUGGGCCACAAUUGUUGAAUCAACUCUUCCAAAUAAUUCGUCACAGCGCAGGCAGUUGAUGAUUUUACAAGAAGAAGUCGAGACUUACCAUAAAGACAAUGAUUCCAUUGAAAUUAACCUUCAGGCUUACAUAAAUAAACCUGACCCGUUAAUUAUAUUUGAGAAUAUUGAAGAAACAAAUGGUUUUAAAAUUGCAUUUCGCCAUUUCAUGGAGUAUGGUAAUCCAGAAGCAACAACAUAGAAGAAAUCCAAUGGUUUUGUACUUUUUUUGCAAAUAAAUAUGUAAAUAUCAAUCAAAGUGGUUUAAUAUUUUGUCUUUUCAGAUAAACAUACGUUUAAAAAC
Molecule: messenger RNA, 1248 nt
Organism: Tribolium madens (black flour beetle)
Lineage: Eukaryota; Metazoa; Arthropoda; Insecta; Coleoptera; Tenebrionidae
Exons: 3
Coding region: 1-1146 (381 amino acids)
Biological process (GO): DNA integration
Molecular function (GO): nucleic acid binding
Source: RefSeq, a predicted model, not a curated record